This is a messenger RNA of Striga asiatica, 405 nucleotides long. The record is from the annotation of a GenBank genome assembly. NCBI's taxonomy places the organism in Eukaryota, Viridiplantae, Streptophyta, Magnoliopsida, Lamiales, Orobanchaceae.
AUGAAAUUGAGAAAAUUCACGAAAUUGAGAAAAUUCAAUUCCACUUUCUCUAAUAUCGACGCAGCCAUCACCACCCUCACCAUCUUCUCCCCACCGGACUCCGCCUUCACUUCCGGUCAGCCGCCUCUCACCCACAUCCUCCUUCACUUCUCCCCCUUCUCUCUCUCCCCGUCAUCCUUCCUCUUCCUGCCCUUCACCUCCACAGUUCCGUCCUUCUCCCCCGCCAGCCACCUCGUCGUGACCUCCGGCCAGCCUGAACAAAUAUCCAUCAACAGAGUCUCUGAUACCCCAAUUUUCGACGACGGAUUUGUCUUCGUCUACGCAAUUGACGGUUUCUUCCACCUGAAAUUCACCCUAGCAGAUGCAGAUCCGGCCAACCCGAACCCUAGAUCCGAUUUCCAUUAG